UCAAACACAUCAAAUCACAUCAUGGGUCAUCAUGAGUGCAAUGCAAAUGAGAUCUUUGAAGGUCAAGUUCACUUGUACAAACACUUGCAUGACCAUGCAGUAGAUGGUAUGAGUAUUAAAUGGAUGAUUGAGCUUGGCAUACCUGACAUAAUGCACAACCAUGAUCAACCAAUUACACUAAUAGAGUUGGUAUCCAUUCUACAAAUUCCACAAACUAAAGUUAGAGGUGUGAAAAGUCUCCUACGCUACCUGGCACACAAUGGAUUCCUUCAGAUUGUAAGAGUCCAUCACAACACAGAAGAAAAGGAAGCAUAUGCUCUAUCUGCUGCAUCACAACUUCUUGUCAAGGGCACUGAUCUUAGUCUUGCGCCAAUGGUAGAGCUUUUAAUUAAGCCAAAUGCAGCACAUGUAUGGUCUCACUUGAAGAAGUGGACUUAUGAGGAUGGUGUUACACUAUUUGAUGUCUCCCUAGGAUCGAAUAUGUGGGAGUUUCUUAGUAAAAAGCCAAAAUUUAACGAGUCGUUUAAUGAGGCAAUGGCUUGUGAUUCUCAGAUGAUGAAUGUGGCAUUAAGAGGUUGCAAUUGGGUGUUCGAAGGAAUGGAGUCCAUUGUGGAUGUCGGUGGUGGAACUGGAACCACAGCCAAGGCUGUCUGUGAUGCAUUUACUAACGUGAAGUGCACUGUAUUUGACCAGCCACAUGUUGUGGAGAAGUUGUCGGGAACCAACAAUUUGACAUAUGUUGGUGGCGACAUGUUCAAAUCUAUUCCCAAGGCUGAUGUAGUUCUACUUAAGUUGAUUUUGCAUGAUUGGAAUGACAAGGAUUGUAAGAAGAUAUUAGAAAAUUGCAAAGAAGCUAUUUCUGGUAAAGGCAAGAGAGGAAAAGUAAUUUUGAUAGAAACUGUGAUAAAUGAAGACCAAGAUGAGCACGAACUUACUGGACUAAAGCUCGCCAUGGAUGUGCGAAUGACAUGUUUUUUAAAUGGAAAAGAGAGAAGUGAAGAAGAAUGGAAGAAAAUGUUCGUUGAAGCAGGAUUCCAGAACUACAAAAUAUCUCCUUUGACGGGAUAUUUGUCUCUUAUUCAGAUCUAUCCUUGAAUACUGAAGUUAGAAUGAUGCAUUUGGUAGUUUCUUUCACACAUGGAUCAAUCGAAUAAGGUUGCAGCAUUUAGUAUUCUAGCAUCAAUAAAAAGGAGAAUUGAUAAGAAACAAGACUCAAAAUAUGAAAUUUCAUAGAAUAUGUUAAAGUGUUUGCUCUAUUAAACAUGUUG
Molecule: messenger RNA, 1268 nt
Organism: Vigna unguiculata (cowpea)
Lineage: Eukaryota; Viridiplantae; Streptophyta; Magnoliopsida; Fabales; Fabaceae
Product: flavonoid 4'-O-methyltransferase-like
Molecular function (GO): O-methyltransferase activity; protein dimerization activity
Source: RefSeq, a predicted model, not a curated record